This is a messenger RNA of Anopheles coluzzii, 2042 nucleotides long. Its product is annotated as transmembrane protease serine 9-like. Bases 213 to 1949 code for a protein of 578 amino acids. Gene Ontology annotation, biological process: proteolysis. The record is from RefSeq and is a predicted model, not a curated record. Lineage: Eukaryota; Metazoa; Arthropoda; Insecta; Diptera; Culicidae. The transcript has 3 exons. Gene Ontology annotation, molecular function: serine-type endopeptidase activity.
CAUCGGAAGCAACCGGUUUCAGUCGCGUCGCUGCUUCUCAGCACUACACUAGGCGCUUGCUCCCGUACGCGUACGACGUGCGCUUGUUGGUCGGACUUGUUUUAGUCUGGGGAUUCCCCGGGGCAGCAGGGAGUUUCCGUGUGUGGUGGAGGCAUUCAUUUCUUAGCUAUUUGUGCCGGAGAGGGGCCAAAGAUUAUCAGUGUCUACACACGAUGGGUCGCGUACGGUACUACGCACUCACGUUGGUUUCGAUGUGCCUUUUGCUGCUGGCAGCUUCUUCCCAAGCCCAAAACUGUGGCAAACGUAAGCAGGUAAACCUUCUGAUUACAAAUGGCUUAGAGUCAAAGGAGGGCGACUGGCCAUGGCAUGUGGCACUGUUUCACAACAAUCGCCGAUCGUUCGAGUAUGCGUGCGGUGGAUCCAUUCUCGAUCAAAAUACGAUUUUAACGGCGGCUCACUGCCUGUGGUUGUCCAAUGGAUUAAUCGCCAAAGAGCGACUUCUGGUGCAGGUGGGACGCAGCCGGCUCCGAGUGGCGAGCAUUCACGCCCGAGACCAUGAAGCCUACGAACUGAUCGUGCAUCCGAAGUACAACGUUAAUCAAAUUGCGAACGAUAUCGCUCUGAUCAAGCUUGCGACCGACAUUACCUUCACGAACUUCGUUCAACCGAUCUGCCUUUGGAACCGGGGCGAUGAUCAGAGCUCCAUCGUUGGCACCCUCGGAACUGUGAUCGGGUUCGGCUAUGACGAGACCGAUAACCCUACGGAUACGUUGCGUGAAGCACGUCUACCCGUCGUUAGCGCCAUUGAUUGUAUCCAAAGCAACCGGGAAGCAUUCGCCACUCAGCUGACCUCGGAUAUGUUCUGUGCUGGCUAUCGGAACGGGACCAGCCCCUGCAACGGUGACAGCGGUGGAGGGUUAUUCUUCAACUUCAACAAUGUCUGGUACAUACGGGGUUUGGUAUCGUUUACGAAACCGCGCCAGGAUACGACAAUAUGCGACACCAAGGAGUACACGGUGUUUACCGAUGUGGCAAAGUAUCUGAGGUGGAUCGAGCAGUACCUCCGUGCGUCUAGUGGUUUACCGAUCUUAAUCGACCUACAGACCAACCAUAAUAAGCUCGCAUUGCUGCCAACGUCCACGUGCGGUCCUAAUGCGUACGCUGGUCGUGAUGAAUCUUCCAAGCCGGUGCUGCUCGGUUAUCCUUGGGUAGCCCUACUAGAAUACACCGAGACGGGAUCGCGCGAAAAGAAGACGAUCUGUCAGGCGACACUGAUUAGCGAUCUCUAUCUAAUUAGUGCUGCACACUGCGUAAGCAGCAUACCGAAGCGAUACACACUAACGUCCGCUCGGCUAGGAGAGUAUGACAAAAACUCUAUGACGGACUGUGUCGAUAUCGAUGGACAAAGGGUCUGUUCGCCGCCGGUUCAAUCACUAAGCAUCGAAUCGUUGAUUGUACACUCGGGCUUCAACAAACCGCGCUACGCGAACGAUAUUGCACUGAUCCGGCUGCGCGUCCGGGCAGACUUGAGCCGCAGCAACGUGAAGCCUAUCUGCCUGCCCGUGACGAACGAGCUGCGCAGUCAGAAGCCGAGCCAGUACAUCCUAACCGCGUGGUCGUCCGGUUCCGGUGGCAACGUACUGGAGCGUUCAAUCAGCCAGCUCACCGAGUCGGUCGAGUGCCAAAAGCUGUACACCGAGCAGUCGGUUACGCUGGAGAAAACGAGUCGACAGAUCUGCAUCAAGCAGCAGCAAGAGUCUGGCACACGUUGCAAGUUCCCGGCGUCGGCAGCACCGCUGCAGCUUCUGCAGCCAGUGAACGGCCAGCAGCGCUACGUCCUGUACGGGUUGCUGUCGUACGGGCCGAAAAGCUGCUCCGUGCUCUAUCCAGACGUGUACACCAAUGUGGCCAGCUAUAUCGACUGGAUUCUGGAUAAUAUUCAUGAGUAGUGGCGCCAAUUUUGGCUAAAGAACACUACAAAAUACUCUAUUUGUCGGUGCGAUCUGUGCGCAAUAAAUUAUUUCAUCUAUUGAGUGUUAUAA